Molecule: messenger RNA, 1050 nt
Organism: Penicillium mononematosum
Lineage: Eukaryota; Fungi; Ascomycota; Eurotiomycetes; Eurotiales; Aspergillaceae
Product: phosphotransferase family protein
Exons: 2
Coding region: 1-1050 (349 amino acids)
Source: RefSeq, a predicted model, not a curated record
AUGAAUUCAGAAACUCCCCAAGAAUACUCAGUCGACGAGGAAAUCCUUUACUUCUUCCGUAAGACCUCUGCGACUAAGUCAUCUUGUGAUGCUUAUGCACAGGAGCUCGUGGGGGGACCUGUCGUCCCCGUUACAGUCCAAGGUGUUUGCAGCUAUACCGUUUACGCGGGCCCUAAUCACGGGUUCGUGGUUCAGUUUCGGUUGCAAUCGCUAGGUUUGAACACCAAAAUGGCCACUCUAGCCCGUGACAUAUAUGGGUCAUUGGUUCCAACUGCCACUUUCCAUGGCCAGAUCGGAGAAGAGGGCGUCGAUGGGAAAGAGCCCCUCUCCGUCUAUGUGAUGAGCCGAGUAAAAGGCAUCAGUCACCUCGAUUUCAUCCUGGCUCAUAAUUUCCUGGAAGAUUCCCUCGAGUAUUGUACAUGGCGGGAAAACCUGGUGUCUGACAUUGCGGGAUUCCUUGGUUUGGCAUGGAAGAAUCCUCAAGAUGCUAACCCAUCAGAUCGAGAAGCCAUGUUUCGGAGAUACGAGAAGGACUUGCGCCAACUUCUCGCUGCUCUACCCAGUCGCUUCCUCCCCGUCAUCCAACAAUCCAUUGAUUCUCUGCCAGCUAUUUUCUCACUUCCCAUGGUCCUUGUUCAUAAGGACUUUGGUGUCAAUAAUGUUAUGGUUGACGCCGACGACAAUCAUCUAGUUGGAGUCAUUGACUGGGCUGAAGCUGAAAUCGGUCCUUUUGGGACGAAUCUGCACUCCCUCCAGCAAUUCAUGAGCAAAUAUCGCCUCCGUGUGGGCUGGAUUCGCCAUGCAAACUAUGAAACCUUAGACGGCAUCUUUUGGGACGCCCUGUCCACAAGUGCCGGAGGUCUCGAUCCCAAGACUAUUCAAACAAUCAAGGCGGCAAGAAUUGUUGGUCUUCUACGGUCCCGUGGAUUCACGAGUCGUCUUGCUAAUAAGCCGGAACCGGAGCCCAUCCGUGAUGAUGAAAGUGGAGCUUACGAGAUGCUGGGGCUAGAUGGCUUGCUUAUUAACCCAGCUACAAAGCUGGUGGACUGA